Jaminaea rosea is the source of this 984-nucleotide messenger RNA. RefSeq lists its product as hypothetical. The transcript has 2 exons. NCBI's taxonomy places the organism in Eukaryota, Fungi, Basidiomycota, Exobasidiomycetes, Microstromatales. The record is from RefSeq and is a predicted model, not a curated record. Bases 323 to 880 code for a protein of 185 amino acids.
CUCCCUCUUCCUCAUCGCAUGGCGAAGAUUGUUUUCAGUCGCUGCUCCCCUUCACAGUACCACCAAAAGAGUGAUAGCGGCUAUACAGGGCACAAGCGUCUGCUCUGCUGCUCGUCGACGGCGAAGGGAUUUUAUCUCUGUACCACUCAACUCCCGACGGGCGUGACCAAGCUCUGACCGUGACGUGCAUACCUUGAGAUGACUGGGAGAGGUCCGAAACUCACUGACCGUAUGCUGCAUGGCUGAACGUUAGCAGAUGGAAGCAGUGACGUCCCUCUUUGAGUAAUUCAUCUCUUGUCUCACUUCCUCGAGCACCAUCGCCAUGAAUCUGCCCUUCACCCCCACCCUCACUCUGCUUCUCUCCUUCCUCUUGACUGCAGCAGCUGCCCCGGUGGGCCCCAACGAUAUACCUGCUCUCUUCAAUGAGACGCUGAGCACGCACCUCGAAACACGCCAGGGUGAGAUUCUCAGCGACUGUGGGGAAGGCAAGUCGGCUUGCGCGGUCGCAAAGGACAUGGAAGGGGCACGGUGUCCUCGUUGCCCUCUACGUCGCGCGCCCUACGUCCAGAUUGGCGGUGGUCACACCCUGACCGUGUUCGUCCUCCUUCACGGCGAGAUCCGCAGCACUAUCACCGGGCUUUGUCGCGGUCGCUACGCGUCCUGCACCGUUGACGCUUUCGAUCGCACUUGCACGUCAACGCCGAACAUGAUAUGUCUGGCAGGCCAACCAUCGGAGGGCGUGAGUCGAGUCCGACCUCUACGAGUUGGCUACCGAGCUUCCGCUAACCUCGCAAAUGCCGCCAAACACAGCCGUUCGGACAGGUGGCUUGUUGGUGCAGGUGAUGAUCGGGCGCUCGACAGGCCGAGAGCUCGUGUGUGAGCAGACGACGACGGUGGUGCGUGCCAUUCAAAAUUGCCCUUGACCCAAAGCGAUAGAUUCAUCUUGUUGACCUUCCAGGGUGGCUGGGAUCUGCGAAUGUGACC